Messenger RNA from Cladocopium goreaui, 1275 nucleotides. NCBI's taxonomy places the organism in Eukaryota, Dinophyceae, Suessiales, Symbiodiniaceae. The record is from the annotation of a GenBank genome assembly.
AUGAAGACCGGGUUCGUGCUCGUCAUCGGGCUGGUCGCGACCAUUUGGUCAGGAACUCCGGACGACACAGUUGGCCUCACCUCACUGUAUGAGGGAGAUUCCAAGCACGGGGCCAACAUGCAGGGAAGUCUCUUGUUCCAGGCUUUCCACCGGAAAGUCAUGGACACCGGCGUGGAAACUAAAAACAGCAUUGUCUACUCUGCCUGUGUAUGGCUGUUGUGUGCCCUACACCAGACACGGUUUUGGAGGAUCCGCACCGUGUACAAGCUUGUUGGGCACACACACAGCCACUGUGACAGGGUCUUCAGUCGCAUCAAGGCGUCGCUGAUGGGAAAGAGUUACAUCAGUGAAGAUGACAUGAAACAAAUCAUUGUGUCCACCCUUAAGUCCUACAAAAUGGAGUGGGACCACCUGCACGCCUCCCUGGACUUUGAAGCCUUGAAAACUUUGCUGGGAUUGGACAUUCGCCACCUGAGAAAUGUUCACGAUCUGGAAAUUUUCCGCACCACGGGCGGGGUCUUUGUGCGCUGGAAGCAAUAUAUCAGUGAUGAACUGUGGAGCCGUCCCCGACUGGUGGUGGCGCCGGAGAACAUUGCGACGGUGGCACAAGCCAGGCCGCCCCAUGUGAAGCACAAGUUCACGGAUGAAGCGAAGGCAAAGUUCAGUGACUUUUUGUCUAAACUUGAAAUCCAGCUGGGCUCGAUGAACCUUUUGGAUGAUCAUGUGCGAGCUGGCAUGGCUUGGCUGAAGCAGGUGACCCAGUUUGACACUGACUUCACAAUGCCAGUUGACAGGAUGUUGGGUGACAUCAUGCAUGGCGGAGCACCACGUGGAUGUCGCUUGGAGUCUUCCGCGAUUGUCCCUGAUGACAUGCUCCUUCUCAACUGUCCAGGACCUUGUAGUUUGGUGCGGCUUGGCACCGUGGGAGAUUCUGACCCAGCCAUGGAUGCUUCGUGUUGUGUUGGUGAUUUCGUCAUCACCUUGAAUGACUCGAAGGCGCUCCCCUUUGUCAUGGGCCAGGUGGUGGAUGUCGAUGGUGACUCGGGAAUAGUUCAGUGGUGGCACCCGGGAAAAUCAAAAGAAGCCAACCUCAAAGCUGGUAGAAAGAAGGCGAUCCUGGAUUUGUUUGGUGGAUGGCAGCCCACAACUGACAUUCCUGUUGGCGAACUCGAGCCCUUGCCGCCAUCGGUGGUGAGUCCUGCACGAAUCAGGAUUUGGGGGGGGACCAAAUUCCAUUCUCCAUCCUGGAUAAAGUCCAGGGAGAGCUGGAUAUAG